This is a messenger RNA of Ruditapes philippinarum (Manila clam), 2114 nucleotides long. Its product is annotated as BTB and MATH domain-containing protein 38-like. Bases 33 to 866 code for a protein of 277 amino acids. Lineage: Eukaryota; Metazoa; Mollusca; Bivalvia; Venerida; Veneridae. The record is from RefSeq and is a predicted model, not a curated record. The transcript is spliced from 2 exons. Gene Ontology annotation, molecular function: protein binding.
UCGAAAGAAAAAGUCAACCCUUGUCUACAGAGAUGAAUAUGAACGACGAAUUUCACAAAGAUGGCAAAUUGGCAGAUGCGACAUUUGUUGUUGAAAAUCAUAAAAUACUAGUAUCUAAGGCAGUACUUAGUGUCGCUUCACCUGUGUUUUGUGCCAUGUUUGAAGGUGACUUCAGGGAGAAAACAGAGUCGGAGAUACCAUUACCCGGAAAGAAUUAUGAAGAUUUUGUCGAGUUCCUGAGAUGUAUUUAUCCUGACAAGAUGAAGGUGAUAACCGCAAGGAACGUCUACAUGAUUCUCCCUUUGGCUCAUGAAUAUAGCGUAGAGAGGAUGAUGAAACGUUGCCAAGACGUGCUCAUGCGCACAGUUAGGAAAAAUUACAAAGAGAAUGUUGAAGAAUUGUACCGGCAUAUCCACUUCUCUGAAAUGUAUAGCCUAGAAGAAUUGAAGGAGAAGUGCAUUUAUCUAGCUUCAGAGCAUACUCUUAAGCAAUUUAAAACUGCAAAAGAAAUGUACCAAAUAACAGAUGCCAGUCACGGUAAGAUAAUAGAGCUUGCCCUGAGAAGACAUGAGCUGAAUAAAGCUGACGAAAAGGUUUUUACAGCAAAGACAAAACUCCAAUUUUAUUCUGAGGAACCGGUGCAGUGUGACUUAAAUGGGAAAUUAAUUACAAAUGGAAGAAGGGCAAGCGACGUUUGCCAAGCAUUGAGAAUAAUUGAAAGAUUUAAAUUUACUACAAAUACCUCAAACAACAUUGAGUCAAGCUUAUUGGAAAAGUUACAAAUCCUUCUUGACAAGGAAGAAGAUAUGGAAGAAUUUGAUCUUCUCCCAGAAAGUGUAAAAGCUGCUUUACAAAACAGGAGUUAAGCAUGUGUCGUGAAAUAUAGAACGAGUGAAAAACAUUAAAUUAAUCUAUAAGGAAACUUUGAUUAUCACUUACUGUAUUAUGAUACCCAUAAUCUAUGAAAUGAUUUGCGUGUUUGUUGCUUGUUUCUUUUUUUACCAUCAUAUUGCUAUAAAUAACAAAAUAAUUACAAUUUAACCAAAGUUUAUAAAUUUGAUAUGGCCAGUCAAAUUCAUUCAAAGCCCAAGGUCAAGGGCAGUUCAACCUGUUAGAAGGUCUUGUCCAUAUUGUUAUUUUUUUCAAAGUAUGAAGAUAAUCCAUUAAAAUAUUACCAAGUUAAAGUCAAUAUUACAAAAAAAAAAAACAGUGAGAAUUCAAUAACUUAACCUCCAAGAUCAAAGUCAUAAAAGAAUCAAGGUAAGUUUGAGUUUAAUUUACAGGCUUGUCUUUUCCUAAAGAAUAUUGUGUUAUAAUAUGAAGUCAAUCCAUUCUCAAAAACAAAGUAAUAGACAGUUAAAGCAAACAAUAUAAAUAAAAAAAUACAUACAUACAUAAAAAUAUAAAAAUGAAUAAGUAGAUGAAAAAAAAAUGAAAUUUCAUUUAUCUAACCUUCAAGAUCAAUGUCAUUUAUGAGUGAUGGUCAAAAUAUCUCUGAUAACUUGAAAGUCUAUCCUAAAAAUACAUUAUGUUCAAGUUUGAAGACAAUCCAUUCAAGAAUAACAAAUUAAUAGCCACUAAUAGAUAACAGAAACUGCUAAAACAAGCAAACUUUAGACAUUUAACCUUGAAAGUCAAGGAUAGCCGGUCUAUUAAAAGAUCUUGUCCAAAGGGUUGUUGUAGUCAAGUAUGAAGACAAUACAUCAAGAAUUUAAAAAGUUAUAAUCAAGGUUAAAGUUUGCGAACGGCCAGCUAAAAAGACGAUGGUAUUCAAAUAUGUACGUCUUGGAACAACGAUAGUUCAUAUUAAUAACAAAACAACCGAAAACGAUAUUAUAGAAUCAAGAAACGUGAAAACACUAAAUAGGUCUUGGCCUUUUUAUUGCUUUUACCAACACAUCGGGUUUACAAUGUAACUAUCUUUAAUGUGUUAUGACAACAUUCUGUUAUAAACGAUGUAAUGACUACAUAAUAUAUUUAGAUAUAUUGUAGAGAAUGUAUGUGUACUGUAUACAUUUUAAUACUAGCUUCAUUUCUUUACUUUAUAAAACAUGUGAAAAGUGUAUGUAUAUACGUACAUAAAGUGUAUUUUAUAAUAAAGUGUAACUGCUUGA